This is a messenger RNA of Actinia tenebrosa (Australian red waratah sea anemone), 1346 nucleotides long. RefSeq names its product ankyrin repeat domain-containing protein 22-like. The record is from RefSeq and is a predicted model, not a curated record. Gene Ontology annotation, molecular function: protein binding. Lineage: Eukaryota; Metazoa; Cnidaria; Anthozoa; Actiniaria; Actiniidae.
AUCAACAUAAAGAUGCUUCAUCUAGUACAUUUUUAAAGAAAGAUACAUGUUCAGUUUCAGGGCUCUUUAACAUGAUAAAGGACUGUGAUAAUCCUAUCUUUGCUAAAGAAGUUAUCUCACAACUGGAAGAUGCCAAAUUAGAUACAAAUGCAGCAGAACCUAAUUCAUGCUCUGGACUGACUCCAUUCUUGUGUGCAUGCAUGAGCAGAAGCAUGGAACUUGUCGAGUACAUGUUAAAGCAUGGAGCUAAUAUCAAUUCUCAAACAGCCUGCCAAGAUGGUCCGCUCCAUAUCGCUACGUUUGCUUGCGCAAACCAAAACAGCAAAGAAAGUUUUGAUGUACUUGCGAUGCUCAUUAAAACUGGAUGUGAUCUCAACUCUAAAAACUGGCUUGGAAACACGCCUUUGUGCAUUGCUGCCUCUUAUGACAGAAAACGCCUUAUCCGUUAUUUGUUGUUUCAAGGUGCCGAUCCAAGUAUUUGCAACAAAAACGGAGUUUAUCCCAUUGAUUUUGCAACGAACGCAGGAAAUACACGUAUUGCCAGUUUGCUAGCUAUAAAUUUACCAAAUCCUUAUGUAUGGGAUUUCAUAGAGCCGCACACCCCACCACGAAUUAAACUUGGUCUUCAAACUCCUAGCAAACAGCACUUGGUCCAAUCAUCGUUUAAUCGAAAUAAGAGAAAGCUCAAUACGUUCAGAACACCGCGACCUAUUCGAACACAACGCUUGUGAUGAACAUAUUUAGUAGAAGCGACAUUCGAGUUGCAAGUCAAAUUGUUGCUCAAAUACUUCUGAGACACUGAAUGACAUAUGUACCCUUUUUGCGUGCUCUUGUUCACUCCCACACCGCAGUAAUGCUGUUUAGAGUGUUGCCGAUUCUAGACAUUACGUAAUCCUCUGAUCUCCCAUCCCGAUUUGUGGGAACUGAAUGCAAAUGCUAUUUUUGGUGUUUAUUUGUUCUUAUUAAAAAAACGAAAGUUAGUUGCGAAAAAUGUUUCUAUAAACUUUUUUUAUCGGGAUAGUUAAGAGACAACGAAAAUAAUACGACUUGGGGGUGAUGUUUGCCAAAAUAUAUUUGUAUUCAAAAAUCGUUUUUAAAGCUAUCUACAUUUGUAAAGCAUUUCCUGAGUUUGGACUACUCAGCAAAGUGGUUCGUAGGUUUUGAAAUUCCAAUCAUUUUUGUUCCCAUUAUAACUUUUACCAAUUCUGUUUAUUGGCCGGCAGUGUUAGUUUUGAUAACAAUGUCAUUUGCCACCGUCUUCAUGCUGUUCGCGGAUUAUUUUAAGACAAAAAAAAGUAGUCGGACUAUAAAGUUAAUCGAAAUUUUUUGAAGACUGCUAAUUUGAU